Patella vulgata (common limpet) is the source of this 4902-nucleotide messenger RNA. Its product is annotated as zinc finger protein 816. The coding region runs from base 187 to 2799 and encodes 870 amino acids. Gene Ontology annotation, molecular function: RNA polymerase II cis-regulatory region sequence-specific DNA binding; DNA-binding transcription factor activity. Gene Ontology annotation, biological process: regulation of transcription by RNA polymerase II. The transcript has 2 exons. The record is from RefSeq and is a predicted model, not a curated record. Lineage: Eukaryota; Metazoa; Mollusca; Gastropoda; Patellidae.
CCACGAUUGUCAACAGGAAGUGGAGCCCAGACAAAACAGAAGAACGUCUCGCGUUUUGAUUAUUAUUAAACUCAUUCAUGCAUAAUAAUUUCUCUUGUGCAGGCACUAGGCUUUUCUUCAAGGAAAUAAACUGGAUACAUGUUUUAAGUUUUCUCAAUCCAAAAUUUUGCCGUAGAGCUGGGGAAGAUGUCAAAUAAUUCAAGCACACCCGCUAGUCUCCAACAAGAUCAAGAGAUUCCGUUUAACACAGUUUCAAAUAUAACGUCAACUGGAAAUACUCUGCCCGGUACAUCAGUGAAAGAUGCCUGUGAUCUUCAACCUACAACUGAUACUAAUUCUCAUUUGAUUAAAGAUAAUAAUAAAAUCAUGCUUCAACAAAAAACAGACAUUUUACCACAUUCAAAUGAAGAGUUUAUGCUGAAUGAAAGCUCGGGACAAAUGGAACCACGACCAGUAGUUUCAGCUACGAUACAAAACGUACAUUUAACGGACUGUAAUACGACUCAACUAAACAGUGAUUCUAAUCUAGAUGAAGAAACUGAUGUCGUGACUGUGCCACAAGCAUCUGACCUUAAAGCGGAUUCCACCCUGGUUGACUCAAUAGAACAAAUCAAAACUGGUACAGGUGUAGAAAACCAACCAGAGUAUAUUCUGGCGAAGUCCAUCAGAAAUAAAAAAUCUGGUUAUGAACAAAUUCUUAAUUUGUGUGAAAAAAAUUUCCCUUCGAAUAUACAACUGAUCCAAGAUUUGUUGAAUUUAAAUCAGAAUUUAUCCGAAGAUGGAGAAAUACAGGAGAAUUUCUCGAAUAUUUGUAAUAGACUGAUCAGCGAAAUGUUACAUUUAAAUCACACAAUAUCGGAAAUAUGUAAGAACAGUAUGACAUCCCAACAAGCUAACACUCAGUCGGGACCGUUUGAAGCACUUCUUAACGUCUGGAAGAAAAAUAUGAUACAAAGACGAAAGACUGGUAAACUGAGUUUCGAAGAUGAGGAGAUGAUGAAUAUGGCCGCUCUGCAGCACGAUUCAACAUACGAUAAUAUUGUCCCAAAUCUGGACAUCCAUUUCAGCAAUCAAUCAUCAGUUAACGACAUUUCUUCGGGUAAAAAAUCUGAAGGUAGUUUUCUUGACAUAAAGAGUGAAUGGCUGAAGCGAUUUUCUGGUACUAGUUCUAGAAACAAAUCAAAUCCGCAAAAAUCCAGUCAAUCCGAUGAUUCAGCGUAUACACCAUCGAGACGAGACGGUUCAAAAGAUACAAAUAAAUCUCCCUCAGCAGUAUCAGAAAGAUCCCUCAGAAGUUGCCGAUCGAAAUCAAGAGUAUAUAAAGACAGUCUCAAUCUUUCAGAUAUUGAUCAAACUUCAGAAGAGGAAGAUUGCGAUCUUCCAUCGGAAAGUAAAUCCGAUCUGGAUGACGAAGACUUUGUGCCAUUCAAAGAAAACUCUCAGUUGAGUUGCGAAGUUUGUGAAAAGGUUUUUAAAACGCAGCGUCUCUUGGUUCUUCACAAACGAAUUCAUCAUAAAAUACCAGAGUUUACGUGCGAUGUUUGUAAUCGAUCCUUUAAUUCUAACAAUGGCUUACAACAACAUAUAGCGUUCCAUGUCAGAUCCUCGAAAUCGUCAAAACCUAUUCCACACAGUUCAGUUAGCCAAUCACAGACCACCAAACCUUCUUCAACUAGCCAAUCAGCAACUCAAAAAACAUCUCCUCAGCGUCCGUCCGUAUCUGAGGAGAUCUAUACUUGUGAAACAUGUGGACUUUCGUUCAGACGAAAGUUUCGCUACUCCUUGCACAUGCGAUCUCACGACAUUACAAGACCUUUCAAAUGUCCAACUUGUCCUAAAAUGUUUCGAACCGAGACAAGCUUAAACAAACACAAUGUAUUAAGUCACAGUGCAAAUCAGAGAUACGAAUGCACGGAAUGCGACAAAACGUUUAAGAACGAAACAUCAUUGAAGUAUCAUCAGAUGUGUCAUUCGGGAAAUUUGCCGUAUGCUUGUUCACAGUGCGAUAAGAAAUUUGUGACGAUAUCUGUUCGCGAUAAACAUGAGUUAACGCACUCGGAUGAAAAACCCUACCCAUGUACACUCUGUGACAAAAAGUUCAAGACACCAUACAGUCUGAAAAAACAUAAUCUGUUACAUUUACCGGAGAAAAACUUCCAGUGCGAUUUCUGCGGUCAGCAAUUUCGUCAGAAGAGUACGCUGACGUCCCAUCAUCGAACACAUACGGGUGAGAAGCCGUACGUCUGUGACACAUGUGGUAAAGCUUUUAGUCAGAGCAGCAUCUUAAACAUGCAUAAACGUAUCCAUACGGGGUAUAAACCACAUAAAUGUACGUUAUGUGAAAGUGCUUUCUCGUGUCGCGCUUCGCUCCGCAAACAUAUGACAAUUCACACGGGAGAAAAAAACUAUAUGUGUAAAGAAUGCGGACGAUGUUUCGCUCGUUCCCAGAGUUUAAAAUACCACGAGAGAUCUCACACAGGCAUUAAACCGUACUUGUGUAAGGAAUGCGGAAAACGGUUCUCGUGUCGUAAGCAUGUUAAACGACACCGUCUGCUUCAUUCAGGCGAGAUGCCGUUCUCGUGUGAAGUUUGCGGUAAAAUGUUUCGACAAGAAUACAACAAGAAGAUCCACAUGCGUGUCCACACUGGGGAUAAGCCGUUUGAUUGUAAAAAUUGCGGACGAUGUUUUGCAUAUAAACAAAGUGCCCAACAACAUACUGUGCAUUGUUUAAAACAAGUACAAAAACCAACUUUUGUACCUUAUAACGUUCAACAAAAUUUCAAUUUUCAGCAAUUAUAAACAUUUCUGAAGGUUGCAAAUUUUAUUUCAAGAGUAAAGCCCUGGUGAAGUACAUGAUGGUGCUGGUUCACUAAUCAGGAGGUCCCUGGUUCGAUCCCUGUAUUUUUUCAGACAUGGUUUCCUCUUGUCAGUGAUGCAGGACGGAAUGCCUGACAAGGACAGCCGUCUAGUCGUUCAGAUGGGACGUAAAACAUUGGCAUGCACAUAAAAGAUCCCUUGGCAAGUGGAAUUCGAUAUAAGAGUAGGCCGUAGUGCCGCUGCCCAGGCAAAAUUUUCCUCAUAGCACACUGUAUGGCACAUGCCCGUUUUCAUUAGCCCAGUUGGAGCAGACCAGUAGGAUUAGACCGGGAGCCCAGGGGACCAACCUAGCUGAAAAGUGUACCAAUUUUUUCCUAUGUUAUCAGUGCAUGUAUAUCUGGUAUCAUCAGAAUGUAAGUCUACCGGGUUUCUGGUGGUGGGUGUGGUAUUCCACGCCCAAAAUGUCAUGCACACCAACUAGGCUAGAUUAGCUCAAAAGUGUACCACAUGAAAAUGGUACAGCAGUGUACCGUACAUCUUCAGAUGUUAUAGAAACACUGUAACAGACAUUUCUAGAAGUGGGUUACCCCUGACAGAGCUAUGUAAUUGUCAGACAUUUGUAGUGGUAGAGUAUCCCUGACAAGAGUUAUGUAAUUUCCAGUCCACAGCUAGGCUAGAUUAGCUGAAAUCUGUACCACCUAAAACAGCUUUGGAGUUGUUCAGCACGACCACAGGAAUCAUGAAUGACCACUGCCAGACAGUUUGUGCGAUGGGUUACCCCUAAUAGACACGCCCCAAAAUGCCACGUCGGAAAAUCUCCAUGAACUUUCUCGGCCAAUGCAGGGAUCGAACAUCCGACCUCCAGGCUAGCGAGCCCGCGUCAUAACCAUCUAGCCACCAUGGCUCCCCCACUCAAAGACAGGUCUUGUGAUCUAAAGCACACACGUUUAACCAAUCGGCUACCCAACUCCCCGGUUGGUUAGGAAACAUAGGAUGUUAAAUCCAAUUUCAGUCUUUCGGUACAUGUAACAUAACAUUACAUUGACUUCUAUUGAACUCCAGGAAAGUGUCAUUAGGUGUUCUGGAAAUAGUAAGCGUGUAACGCAUUUCUACUUAUAUAAAUAACUAAAUGAAGCUAUAGUUUGAAUGGAUAUAGCAUGAUGUUAUUUGACUGGUAUUUGUUUUGUGAAAGAUUUGUUAUUAUAUUUUAUAUAGUUUAGUCAACUUGUUGUCAUGGAUCAAUAUUGAUAUAUAAUUAAGCUUAUACAUUAUAUUUACCAGUUAUUGCAUGUUAGUUUCUCUAGAAAUAUAUAAAGACGUUGUCGUUUACUACCUAUAUUUUAUACGUUCAAUCAGAUUAAAACACAAAUCCUAUUUCUUUCGUUUUUUAUAUUUCAAAUUUUCAUUUUACUUGUCUUUACUACACUAGGAUCUGGAAGAGUUGUUAUAUAACCCGCAUUCUGGAUGAUGUGAGGGAUUAGCCUACGAAACAGUCUGUUACGGUGAGUUUUUGGCGUGAGGUGCUCGGAACUGUGGGUAACCCACUAGAAACAUCAGCGUUGAUUGGUUAAUCAAUUGUCUUACAUGAUAGGGUCAAAAGCCGUUCAUAUAACCUCUGACGCGACCUUCCACUACAACUGGUCAGAUCUUCAUGGAAAGUAUAAAAAAUCGAAAUGAAAUAUGGACCUGUAUUUUAAUCAGAUUGUGAUACGUUUUGUAUAUUAGGGUCUGUUUGUUGUGUAUUUUGUUUAUUUUAGACCAGUAAGACAUUUUUUCCAAAGAAUAUAACAAUUUUGAGCAUUAUCUCAAUUUAUAAAUCAAAUUUUGUUUUUUUUUACCUGUAUAAAAACUAUCAAUUUAACUGUAUUUAUUGUGUUUUAUGGUUGAAUUCAUUAAAACACCAAAUUUUAUUGCAUUUAAUUUAACUGACAGGUGUAUUUGCAAAUUUCACUGCAAGAACGGUAAAAAUGAUCUAAUCAUUUUACAUAAGAUAUUAAAUGGCGGAUAUUGUAAAUUAUAUUAUAUUCUUAGCUAUGUGUAUCCUCUAUAUAUUAUAUCUGUUUUAUUUUAUUUGCUGUUGAAUAA